Pelobates fuscus (common spadefoot toad) is the source of this 13226-nucleotide messenger RNA. Its product is annotated as dynein axonemal heavy chain 11-like. Gene Ontology annotation, molecular function: ATP hydrolysis activity; dynein intermediate chain binding; ATP binding. NCBI's taxonomy places the organism in Eukaryota, Metazoa, Chordata, Amphibia, Anura, Pelobatidae. The record is from RefSeq and is a predicted model, not a curated record. The transcript is spliced from 81 exons. Bases 1 to 13149 code for a protein of 4382 amino acids. Gene Ontology annotation, biological process: microtubule-based movement. Gene Ontology annotation, cellular component: dynein complex.
AUGACUAUAUCCUUGAAGACCAAACUCCUGUGCUUGUUCAAGAAAGUACCUAGGACAAUUUCAACAACUAAUUUUAAACAGGAAAUCGGAAUGGGUGAAGUAUCUGUUUUAAUUCUGGAACAAGUGGACGUUAUUGUUAGGGAGGUGUUUCUUACUAUUCUUUCAAAUCCGAAAAAUUAUGCUGACUGUCCAAGAGUAGUUCUUGAAGAUGUAAGAAGUCAUGUGGAAAAGAUGAAGUGUAAAAUUUUGGACUUACAAGGGCUCGUAUCAGGAAGAACUAUCCUACCCCUGCCCACAUUUAUUGAACGAAUGGAAGAGAAUAAUGUGUCUCUCAAUGAAAGACUUACUCUUCAUUCGAUAGAAACGUUGGUAAUCCAAUGGACUCAUCAAAUUAGUGAUGUUUUAAAGCGUGACUCGGCACAAAAGAUUUUACAGGGUGAAUAUCCGGGACCUUCAGCUGAACUCGAAUUUUGGUUUAGGCAAAAAGAAAAUCUCCUUGGCAUUUAUGAUCAGUUGCAAAGACCAGAUGUCCAGAAAGUGAUCAAUAUAUUGCACUCAAAGAGGAGCAGCUAUUAUGACAGUUUUGUGGAGUUGAUAUCCGGAGUGGAAGAAGCUCUUUCAGAAGCUUUGGAUAUAGAAUUGUAUCUCCGACCUUUAAAAUGCUACAUUGCCCAUUUGGAGGAAUCCAACUUUGCAGACGUGGAAAGUCUAUACAGUGCGGUAUUCCACACCAUAUGCCUUAUCUGGACAAAUUCCAAGUACUACUGCUUUCCAGAGAGGAUAAUUGUUCUGCUGCAAGAACUCUGCAAUCUUCUCAUUGAUCGGGCAAUAAACUUCUUAAUUCCGGAGGAGAUAUUUAAAAUGGAGUUGGAAGAAGGGUUGGAAAGAGUGCAGCAAACAAUCCAAACAUUUAAAUCUUUCAAAAAGACGUUCUCAAUAUACAAAGAUAAAAUAUCCACCAGUUCUACAAACUUGGAGAAUGUGAAAAUGUGGGACUUCCCAUCCAACCUGGUAUUCUAUAGGUUUGAUAGUAUCCUGGAACGAUUACUUUACAUAGAGGAGUUAUUUACAGCAGCCAUCGAUUUCUUAAAACUGGAAAAAAUUGAAAUUGGUGGAUUCAGAGGGAAAAUUCUUAGUGAAGAGGUCCAUAUCAUGAGCGAAGAAUCAAAUGAAAUAUGGCGUGCUCUCCAAGAAAGCAAAUAUGAUCCUCUUGACUAUACUGACACGGGAUUUCUGUCUGAUUAUAUAAAAUACAGUCAACAAAUAAAUGACUUUGACCAUCAUUUAGGAAGGAUCCUAAACUUGGCCUUUGAAGAGUCAAGCAGCCUGGAAUCCGCUUUUAAGGUUUUGCAAAUCUUUGGUUCACUCCUGGAGCGGCCAAUUAUAAACUCUCUCUUUUGCCCAAAUUAUGUUACGCUUCUUUGUAUGUUUGAACAGGAAAUUAACUACUGCAAGGAAAUAUUUUAUAAGCAAAAGGAAAAAUGCAAUAAAGGACACACUGGACUUCAUAAAAACAUGCCUACAACUGCUGGGAACCUUAAAUGGUCUCACGAAUUGAGAGAAAGAUUAGUAAAACACAGAUCUUCCUUCAACAUCCUUAAUCACAGGACGCUGCGGAACGACGAAGCUACCCUGAUCUUUGAGAAAUAUGAUACAUUCUUGCAACUUUUAGAUAUACACGAUGAGGAAAUCUACAGUAUAUGGACUCAAGAUCUCUGUGCAUUGUGCGAGUCAUAUUUGAAUCAACCAAUUCUCAAGUGUGAAGAUGAUGGACUCUUGAAAACUAAUUUUAACCCAAAACUGAUGGCUGUUCUUUGCGAAGUGAAAUAUCUUGAGUUUAUGCAUGUGUCAAACAUUCCCGAUGUGGCAGAAGAGUUAUAUCUUCAGAGAAAGACACUGCACAAGCAUAUUGCCAACCUGGAUCUCAUAACAACAUGGUAUAACAGACUGCAAAACACAAUCUUACAAGAGGAGCGAGACAUUUUACAGAAGAAACUGACAGUGAUUGAUGAAAAGCUACAGCCCUCGUUAGGUCUUCUGACAUGGCAGGCAGACGAUUUGGAAAUUUAUAUUGAAGAGACUAGAGAACUUUUGUAUGAUGUGGAUAGCAGAGUCUUGAAGGCCAAACAAAAUGUCAAGGAGAUGGACAGUCUUAUGAAUGGACUGACUGAAAACUCAUUCAUGGUGAAAAGAAGUGGGAAACGUUCUUCACUUAUGGGACUUGGAGAUAAAGAGAGAAUAGCCAAACAAUGUAUUUAUGCAGAAGAAGUUGGGCAAAAGAUACAGGAACUUCUCAAGCACAAUCAGCAACUGUUCCAAGCAGAACCUCUUUCGGAUAAAUGGAAGGCCUACGCAGAGUACAUAGACCGCAUGAUUUUAGAUGGAUUGUACAGAGCGGUGAAGUGUUCACUUCAGUACUUGAUUGAUAACACAGAGUCAUCACUUAAAAAUGCCCCUUUGUUUGAAGUAGAACUUGUCCUUAAUGGAAGCGAAAUUACUUUUAUACCUUCUUUGGACCAUAAAAUUAGUGGCAAUUUUUCAAAUAUUAUAGAAAAUUUGCUUAGAGACACGUAUCGAAUUGCGUCUUCCAUUCCACGAGUCGCUGAACAUCUUGGAAAAGCAACAUACCAGCAAGAUGUUGAUGAGAUGGAGACGCUGAAAGAAAUGCAUCGGGAAAUAAUGAGCAGGGUGCACUCGACCAUUCUUAAUGUGAAAGAGUAUCAGAGAUACUUUAAAAAGUACAGCUAUUUGUGGACGGAUGAUAAAACAGAAUUCAUGAAGCAAUUCCUCUUAUAUGGUCGGUUUCUCAGCAGAGAAGAGAUGGAAUUAUAUGCAGAUUAUGAACUGCAAAAAUGCUCACCACAGCUAGAGCACUUCAAGAAACAGAUCAACUUUUAUGAAUCGUUGUUUAAUGAAGUUGGAGGUUUUCAGAAUGGGAAGACUUUCAAUGGGUGGCUUCGGGUCAAUGCAAAACCUUUCAAACUGUCUUUGAUGAACGUCAUCAAGAAGUGGAGCUGGAUGUUUCAGAAUCAUUUGCUGAACCUUGUCACACACAGUGUUAAUGAGCUUGAUGAAUUUAUUCAUCACAACGAGAAAGGUUUAGCCACAAAAGUGAAAGGUGAAAAUUACUCUGUACUGGCAAAAGUAAUGGGACAUCUAAUGGCAAUACGUGAUCGACAAUCCACAGAUGAGUUCUUUAGACAUCUGAAUGCCACAGCUGAAUUACUUCGAAGUUACGGACAGCAGCUACCCGAUCAGAUCUAUUUACGGCUUGAAGAAAUGCCUGAGAGGUGGAAAAACCUGAAAAAAAUUGCAUUUAUAGUAAAGCAUGAAGUGUCUCCUUUGCAGUCCAAUGAACUAUCCGUUAUCAGAAGGAAAUGUGUCGUUUUCGAGGUUAAGCAAAAUGAAUUCCAAAGUCGAUUUAAAAAGGAAAACAUUUUCAGAUUCGAUGCAGAUGAUCCGUUCAAGAAUCUUGAUAAGACCCACAAGGAUAUAUCGAGGCUCGAAGCUGAGAUGAGGAAACUGAAAGGCACAGCUGAUUUGUUUGAAGUAAAUGUCCCCGAGUAUAAGCAGCUCCAGCAAUGCCGAUCUGACAUCAUAUUGCUCAAAUCAGUCUGGGACAUGGUCAUAUUUGUGCGGACGAGCAUUAAGGAUUGGAUGAAAACGCCAUGGAAACAGAUAAAUGUUGAACAAAUGGAUAUGGAGUUGCGAAGAUUCGCAAAGGAAAUGAAGACAUUAGACAAAGAAGUGAGGACCUGGGAUGUUUACCUGGGCUUGGAGUCCACAGUAAAGAACAUGCUAACAUCUCUGCGAGCUGUAAAUGAGUUACAGAAUCCUGCAGUCCGGAAAAGACAUUGGCUUCAGCUAAUGAGCAAGACUGGGGUAAAAUUCAUAAUGAAUGAAAACACUGUCCUCGGGGACCUCAUUGCACUUCAGUUACAUAGAGUGGAGGAUGAAGUCAAGAACAUAGUUGACAAGGCUGUGAAAGAAAUGGCCAUCGAAAAGGUUCUAAUGGAGAUGAACCAUACUUGGAGCAUUAUGGAAUUUUCCUAUGAAAAGCAUCAUGAUACUGGGACACCAUUACUAAAAUCAGACGAGAAUUUGAUUGAGACACUAGAAGACAAUCAGGUUCAAUUGCAGAAUAUUUUAAUGAGCAAAUAUGUUGAAUAUUUCUUGGUUGAAGUGAGCAGAUGGCAGAAGAAAUUAAUGGUUGCGGACAUGGUUAUUUCUGUCUGGUUGGAAGUCCAGCAAACUUGGGCACACUUGGAGAGUAUAUUUUCCAACUCUGAGGAUAUCAGAAAACAGCUUCCUGAAGAUGCCAAAAGAUUUGAAGGAAUUGAUUUGGAUUUUAAGGAUCUAAUGGAAAGUGUAGUUAAUACUAGCAUAGUCAUCGAUGUAACUAACCAGCCUGGAUUUCUGGAAAAAUUGGAAACUCUUCAACAAAGGCUUACACUCUGUGAAAAGUCAUUAGCAGACUAUUUGGAAGCCAAGCGGCUUAGAUUCCCACGGUUUUAUUUUGUUUCAGCCAUGGAUUUACUAGAAAUCAUUUCAAAAGGAACACAACCAAAACAGGUAACCAGGCAUUUUCUGAAGUUGUUUGAUAAUGUUGCUGAUCUGAAAUUUGAAGAAGAGGAAUCAAAGACACAAUAUGCACUUGGAAUGUACAGCAGAGAAGGGGAGUUUGUUCCUUUUACUAAACCAUGUGUGUGUGAAGGGCAGGCGGAAGGUUGGUUGGGAAAUUUAGAAGACACAAUGCGUUCAUCUAUUCGGCAAGACAUCAUGGAAGCAGUAGCUGGGUAUGAAGACAAGCCUCGAGACCAGUGGAUGUUUGAUUAUUCAGCCCAGGUUGCCAUAACUGGUAGUCAGAUCUGGUGGGCAACUGAUGUGGAAAUUGUCUUUGAGAGACUGGAAGAGGGAUUUGAAAGUGCCCUGAAGGAUUAUAACCGCAAGCAAAUUGCUCAGCUGAAUACCCUUAUAAACAUGCUCUUAGGAGAAGUCACCCCUGUUGAUCGUCAGAAGAUCAUGACAGUCUGCACAAUUGAUGUGCACGCAAGAGAUGUGGUAGCCAGACUUAUUUCACAUAAGGUAUCUAAUGGUCAGGCAUUUGCGUGGCUGUCACAGUUACGUCACAAAUGGGAUGAAAGUCUAAAGGAAUGUUUUGUUAAUAUCUGUGAUGCUCAGUUCAAGUAUUCCUAUGAGUAUCUGGGUAAUACCCCUCGCCUUGUGAUCACACCUCUCACUGACAGAUGCUAUAUCACGUUGACUCAGGCUCUCCACUUGUCCAUGAGUGGCUCUCUCUCAGGUCCUGCUGGAACAGGAAAGACAGAAACCACUAAGGAUCUUGGCCGUUCCUUGGGAAUCAUGGUUUAUGUGUUUAAUUGCUCUGAGCAAAUGGACUAUAAGUCCAUUGGAAAUAUCUAUAAAGGUUUAUGUCAGACAGGAGUUUGGGGGUGCUUCGAUGAAUUUAAUCGCAUAUCAGUGGAGGUGCUCUCGGUGAUAGCAGUGCAAGUGAAGACCAUACAAGAUGCUAUACGUCACAAAAAGAAAAGAUUUUUUUUUCUGGGGGAAACAAUUGAAUUGAAAACUACAGUUGGAAUAUUUAUCACUCUUAAUCCGGGAUAUGCGGGGAGAGCUGAACUUCCAGAAAAUGUGAAGGCUCUAUUUCGUCCAUGUGCGAUGGUGAUUCCUGAUUUUGAACUUAUCUGUGAAAUAAUGCUGGUAGCCGAAGGAUUUGUUGAUGCAAGAAUGCUUGCCAGAAAGUUCAUCAGCCUGUAUACAUUGUGUCGACAGCUACUUUCAAAACAGGAUCACUAUGACUGGGGACUGAGAGCUAUAAAGUCUGUCUUAGUCGUGGCGGGAUCUUUGAAGCGUGAAGAUCGAAGCAGGCCCGAGGACCAGGUUUUGAUGAGAGCCCUGAGGGACUUUAAUCUUCCUAAAAUUGUAACCAAUGAUGUUACUAUUUUUCUGGGUCUCAUCAACGACUUGUUUCCUUUGCUGGAAGUCCCGAGGAAUAGAGAUGUGACGUUGGAACAGAUGGUGCGCCAGUCCAUUGGAGAACUUCACCUGCAGCCGGAGGAGAACUUUAUUCUGAAGAUUACACAAUUAGAGGAGCUACUAGCAGUUCGACAUUCUGUCUUUGUGGUGGGAAAUGCAGGAACAGGCAAAAGCACGAUUCUGAAGACUUUACAUAAAACAUAUUUCAAUAUGCGAUUAAAGCCCAUGUGGAAUGACAUCAAUCCUAAAGCUGUAACAACCGAUGAGCUAUUUGGGUUUCUUCACCCCUCAACAAGAGAAUGGAAGGAUGGACUGUUUUCUUUCACAAUGCGAGAACUCUUUGUUGUCCCACAUGAGGGUCCGAAGUGGAUUGUACUCGAUGGAGACAUUGAUCCAAUGUGGAUUGAGUCGCUGAAUACAGUCAUGGAUGAUAACAAGGUUCUGACCUUAGCAAGUAACGAACGUAUAUCUUUGACGCCUUCCAUGAGGUUACUUUUUGAAAUCAGCCAUCUUCGUGCAGCCACUCCAGCAACUGUGUCCAGAGCUGGCAUCCUCUAUGUCAACACGCAAGACCUCGGAUGGAGCCCUUAUGUUACCAGCUGGAUUGAAACGCGUAAAGCUCAAUCAGAAAGAGCAAAUCUGACCAUAUUGAUUGAUAAGUAUGUUCCUUAUUGCUUGGAGCAAGUACGAUGUAAUUUAAAAACUAUAACGCCAAUUCCAGAAAUCAGCAUGGUACAGACUUUGUGUUCCUUAUUGGAUUGUCUCCUGACUCCUGACAGUACCCCUCCAGAUUCACCUCGAGAAUUAUAUGAAGUUUAUUUUGUUUUUGCUUGUGUCUGGUCCUUUGGAGGAGCACUUUUUCAGGAUCAGCUGAUUGACUAUCGCUUGGAAUUUAGCAGAUGGUGGAACAAAGAAAUGAGAACCAUAAAAUUUCCGUCCCAUGGUACAGUUUUUGAUUAUUUUAUUGAUCCUGACACAAAGAAAUUCACUCCCUGGACAGAGAGAAUCCCACACUUUGAUAUGGCCCCAGAAAUUCCUUUACAGACUGUCCUGGUCCACACGGCUGAAACAGUCCGUUUGAGAUAUUUUUUAGAUUUACUGCUUGAAAAGGGGAAGCCAAUAAUGCUAGUUGGCAAUGCUGGUGUUGGAAAAACUGUUUUGGUGCUGGACAAGUUGGCAAACUUGCCGGAAGAAUACAUGGUGGCCAAGGUUCCCUUUAACUACUAUACGACAUCUGCCAUGCUCCAGCGCGUUCUUGAAAAGCCUUUGGAAAAGAAAGCUGGAAGGAACUAUUCUCCACCAGGCACCAAAAAACUGAUCUAUUUUAUUGAUGAUCUUAACAUGCCAGAGGUUGAUGCCUACAGCACAGUGCAGCCUCACACGUUGAUUAGACAACAUCUUGAUUACAGUCACUGGUACGAUAGACAGAAACUCAUUGCAAAAGAAAUUCAUAACUGUCAAUACAUAACAUGCAUGAAUCCUACUGCUGGGAGUUUUUCCAUCAAUCCUCGUCUGCAGAGACAUUUCUCCGUGUUCGCUGUGCAUUUUCCUGGAUUAGAUGCACUGACCACCAUUUACAGCAAAAUAAUUAGCACACAUUUUCAAAAUGGCGGCUUCAGCUACAGUGUACAGAAAUCUGUGACUACCCUCGUACAAGCGGCCAUUUGUCUACACCAGAAAAUGACCCAGAAUUUUCUUCCCACUGCAAUAAGAUUCCACUACAUUUUCAAUUUAAGAGACCUCACACACGUAUUUCAGGGAAUGCUUCUUGCAUCUCCUGAGUGUAUUCGAUUCUCCAGUGACUUGGUCGACUUAUGGCUACAUGAGUCAUCCAGAGUAUACUCCGAUAAACUCAUGGAAGAGAAAGACGUAGAACACUUUAAGAAGGUGCUCAUAGAUACUGCUAAAAGAUACUUUGAGGGUGUUGACGAGCACAUAUUUAUCCAUAAGCCGUUAAUUUAUUGCCACUUCGCUCUUGGAGCUGGAGAACCUCGCUAUUUUUCAGUAUCUGAUUGGGAAAAGCUGACUAGAAUUCUAACAGACACACUUGAGCAUUACAAUGAAAUUCAUGCAGCUAUGCAUCUUGUUCUGUUUGAAGAAGCCAUCCAGCACAUCUGCCGAAUCUGCCGAAUUCUGGAGUUCCCCUACGGAAACGCACUUUUGAUCGGUGUUGGCGGCAGUGGAAAGCAGAGCUUAUGCCGCUUAGCAGCCUUUCUCUGUUCACUUGAAGUUUUCCAAAUAACCCUUCGUAAAGGAUACAGCAUUAACGAUCUCAGGAGCGAUAUAGCUACACUGUAUUUGAAAGUGGGAGUGAAGAACAUCGGGACGGUAUUUCUACACACAGAUGCCCAGAUCCCCGAUGAAAGAUUUCUCGUCCUGAUAAAUGACAUGUUGUCAUCCGGUGAUAUUCCUGAUCUCUUUAGUGAAGAGGAGAUAGAUACCAUUAUUUCUUCCACAAGAAUGGAAUUGCGAGCUCUCUGCCUUCCUGACUCUAGAGAGAAUUGCUGGCAAUUUUUCAUCGACAGAAUCCGGCGACAGCUGAAGGUUGUGUUGUGCUUUUCACCCGUGGGUUUCACAUUACGAGCCAGAGCAAGGAAGUUCCCAGCGCUUGUGAACUGCACAGCAAUCGAUUGGUUCCACCCAUGGCCUCAAGCUGCCCUUCAUUCUGUUAGCGGUAGCUUUAUUCAGAAGCUCGAUGGACUUGACCCUCACGUGAAAACUUCUAUAAGUCAAUUUAUAACAUUUGCCCAUACAAGUGUCAAUGACGUGAGUGUUAAAUAUCAGCAGAACGAAAAGCAUUUUAACUACACGACUCCUAAAAGUUUCCUGGAACUUAUUAAACUCUAUUGGAAUCUUCUUGGGAAGAAAAGAAAUGAGUUGAUACAGAAAAUGGAAAGGCUGGAAAAUGGUUUACAAAAGCUUCAAACGACUGCUUUUCAGGUGGAAGACUUGAAGUCUAAACUUGCCAUUCAAGAAGUAGAACUUCAACAGAGAAACAGAGAUACCGAGGCACUCAUAGCCAAAAUAGGACAACAAACCGAGAAAGUCAAUCAAGAGAAAUCAAUUGCAGAUGCAGAAGAACGAAAGAUUGCUACCAUUCAGGCAGAAAUAACCAAACAGCAGCAAGAAUCGUCAGAUGACCUGGCUAAAGCAGAGCCUGCCCUGCAAGCAGCGAAUGCAGCUUUGAACACCUUAAACCGAUUAAAUCUUACAGAGUUAAGAACGUUCCCCAACCCACCAGCUGCCGUCACCAAUGUAACUGCCGCGGUACUAGUCCUAUUGUCAAAUGGUAAAAUCCCAAAAGACAGGAGUUGGAAAGCUGCAAAAGUAUUAAUGAGUAAGGUGGAUGAAUUCCUUCAAAACCUCAUCCAUUUUGAUAAGGAACAUAUUCCCGAGGCCACUGUUAAGGCCAUAAAAGAUGACUACCUUAGGGAUCCUGAGUUUAACUCUGAAUUCGUCCGAACAAAAUCAUCAGCCGCUGCAGGACUCUGUGCAUGGGUUAUUAAUAUCAUCCGAUUCCACGAGGUCCAUUGUGAAGUGGAUAUUAAACGCCAGUUACUUUCUCAAGCCACUAUAGACUUGGCCGUGGCAGCCGAAAAACUGGAAAUUAUUCAGAGAAAGCUUGAGGAACUAGACACAAACCUGUCUGCCUUAACAACUGCGUUUGAAAGAGCCACAGCUGAGAAAAUCCGCUGUCAAGAAGAAGUGAACAGAACUAACAAGACCAUUGAGCUGGCCAAUAGAUUAGUGAAAGGUCUAGAGUCAGAGAACGUCAGAUGGGCUCAAUCUGUGGCCCUUUUCCAUGAACAAGAGAAAACCCUAUCUGGAGAUGUUCUCCUGACUGCUGCCUUUAUCUCCUAUGCUGGUUCAUUCUCAAAAAAAUAUCGACAUGAGCUUGUUGAGCACUUGUGGAUACCCUUCUUGUCAAGUCAAAAGUUUCUUAUUCCGAUGACAGAGGGGCUAGAUCCAAUCUCAAUGCUGACUGAUGAUGCAACGAUUGCAAAAUGGAAUAACGAGGGUUUGCCAAGUGAUACAAUGUCCAUUCAAAAUGGCACCAUACUUACAAAUUGUGAACGCUGGCCUCUGAUGAUUGACCCCCAACUUCAAGGAAUAAAAUGGAUUAAAAGCAGAUAUGGAUCAAGACUAAAAGUUAUUCACUUAGGUCAGAUUGGGUACGUGGAUGUCAUAGAACAAGCUGUUGUUGCUGGAGAUCCUGUUUUGAUAGAAAAUUUAGGAGAAACUAUUGAUCCUGUGCUUGACAACUUACUUGGAAGGCAUACACUAAAAAAGGGAAGGUAUAUCAGGAUUGGCGACAAAGAGUGUAAAUUUCACCCAAAAUUUCGACUGAUCCUACAUACAAAACUUGCAAAUCCUCAUUAUAAGCCUGAAAUACAGGCACAGACAACUUUAAUCAAUUUCACUGUCACCCGAGAUGGUUUAGAAGAGCAACUUUUGGCUGAUGUCGUCAACCUGGAGAGACCUGAUUUGGAACAGUUUAAGUCUGAGCUCACAAAGCAACAAAAUUAUUUUAAAAUUGAGUUGAAAAUGCUUGAGGAUGAAUUACUGACACGCCUAUCGGCAGCAGAAAGUAAUUUCCUGGGGGAUCCACUUUUAGUCGAAAAACUGGAAACCACAAAACAUACAGCCGCGGAAAUAGAAAUGAAGGUGUUAGAAGCCAAAGUCAAUGAAGUGAAAAUUAACGAAGCUCGGGAAAGCUAUCGCCUUGUAGCAGCCAGAGCCUCCUUGCUUUAUUUUAUUGUAAACGAUCUGAAAAAAAUCAGCCCCAUGUAUCAGUUUUCACUCAAGGCUUUUAAUAUGGUGUUUCACAAGGCAGUUCAGCAGUUGGAACAAUGUGAGGAUGUCCAAACGAGAGUUAAUAACCUCAUUGACUGUGUUACAUACUCGACAUUCACAUACAUCAGUCGAGGUCUAUUUGAAAGAGAUAAAAUUACCUUCACAUCCCAGCUAGCAUUCCAGCUUUUAAUAAUGAGUAAAGAAAUUUCUGCUCACGAACUUGACUUUUUACUUCGAUUUCACAUUGACCACAGUUACAGUAGUCCACUGGAAUUUCUUUCGAAUUCUGCAUGGAGUGCAAUUAAGACAAUGAGUUUUAUGGAUGAAUUUCGAGGUUUAGACAGGGAUAUUGAAGGAUCUCCCAAACGUUGGAAAAAGGUUGUGGAAUCUGAAUGUCCGGAGAGAGAAAGGCUGCCGCAAGAGUGGAAAACCAAAAGUUCUCUACAAAAAAUGAUUAUGAUACGAGCUCUGAGGCCUGAUCGCAUGACGUACGCAAUCAGGAACUUCGUUGAAGAAAAAUUAGGAGCAAAAUACGUGGAAAGGCGUAAAACUGAGUUUGCGAAGUCAUUUCAGGAAAGUGGGACUGCUACCCCCAUUGUAUUUAUACUGUCUCCUGGCGUAGAUCCCUUGAAAGACGUAGAAUCCCUUGGGAACAGACUUGGAUUCACAAUUGAUUCAGGGAAACUUCACAAUAUAUCUUUAGGUCAAGGGCAGGAAGUUAUUGCAGAAAUCGCAAUGGAGAAAGCAUCAAAAGAAGGCCAUUGGGUCAUACUUCAAAAUAUCCAUCUUGUGGCUAAGUGGCUGAACACACUGGAGAAAUUACUGGAAAAGUACUGUGAUGAAAGUCACCCUAAUUUUCGUGUGUAUAUGAGUGCAGAACCGGCCCAAACCCCUAAAGAACAUAUCAUACCACAAGGUAUUCUAGAGAAUGCUAUUAAAAUCACAAAUGAACUUCCAACAGGAAUGCUAUCGAAUCUCCAUGCUGCACUGGAUAAUUUUGACCAGAAUAUUCUUGAUCAGUGCACUCGUGAGCAAGAAUUUAAGAGCAUAUUGUUCUCAUUGUGCUAUUUUCAUGCUUGUGUUGCUGAACGUCGUAAAUUUGGCCCCCAGGGCUGGAACAGGCAGUAUCCCUUUAAUUUUGGAGACCUCACAAUAUCUGUGAGUGUCCUCUACAAUUAUCUUGAAGCAAACACACAGGUUCCUUGGGAAGAUCUCCGUUACUUAUUUGGGGAGAUUAUGUAUGGUGGUCACAUCACUGAUGACUGGGACAGAAGAUUAUGCCGCACAUACUUAGAAGAAUACAUGCAAUCCAACCAGUUUGAUAGAAAACUCGCUUUAGCGCCUGGAUUUGCGGUCCCCUCUAACCUGGAUUAUGAAGGUUAUCAUAGAUACAUUGAUGAGAUGUUACCUCCUGAGAGCCCGGUCCAUUAUGGCCUACACCCCAACGCCGAAAUUGAAUUCUUAACUGUGACUUCAGACAACCUCUUCCGUACCUUGCUUGAAUUGCAGUCAAGAGAUUCGAUAAGCAGAGAAGGAGCUGCACAGACUGAAGAGGAAAAGGUUAAAACCUUCCUGGAUGAUAUUUUAGAAAAACUCCCUGUGGGAUAUAACAUGUCCGAUAUAACAUCAAAAACAGCAGAGCGAUCGCCAUAUAUUCUUGUCUGUUUCCAAGAGUGUGAGAGGAUGAACACUCUAAUACAGGAAAUGAGACGCUCUCUGAAAGAGCUUGAUCUGGGGCUCAAGGGGGAGUUGGCAAUCUCUUCCAAAAUGGAGCAACUGCAGUCAGCCCUAUUUUUUGACAAUGUACCUCACUCUUGGAUGAAACUAGCAUAUCCGUCAACAUACAGUUUGGCGCAGUGGUAUAAUGAUCUACUUCUUCGAUGUCGGGAACUUGACGCAUGGAUUCAGGAUUUCUCUCUCCCAACUGUUGUCUGGAUAUCAGGCUUUUUCAACCCCCAGUCCUUUCUCACAGCUGUCAUGCAAAGCUUAGCGCAUAAAAACGAAUGGCCUCUGGAUAAGAUGCACCUUACUGUGGAUGUCAUGAAGAAGUACAAAGAGGAAUUUUCACAGCCCGCCAGGGAAGGGGCGUAUAUAUAUGGUCUGCACCUGGAAGGAGCACGAUGGGAUGUUCAGAAUGGUCACAUUGCAGAAGCUCGUUUAAAAGCUCCAACUCCAGUCAUGCCCGUCAUCUUUGUGAGAGCAAUACCGAAUGACAGACAAGAGACAAGGAACAUGUAUGAAUGUCCAGUUUACAAGACAAAACUACGAGGGUCUACGUAUGUGUGGGCUUUUCACUUAAAGACCAAGGAAAGACCUUCAAAAUGGAUUAUUGCUGGCGUGGCUUUGCUAUUAAGUGUGUAAACUUAUUCUCUGCAAUACAUCAUGUUAAUAUUUUAGACAUUAAAAAUAAAAUUAAAGUUUGCACACUUGUUUGGGCU